GGAGUAGUCAAAUGUGCAUCAGAAGCGAUGGCGAAGUAUCGAACUAUGAGGGGCAACCCUCACAAGUGCUCUUCACGCGAAAUUAUUUAGGACAAACUUCCUUUGAUUUUCCCAUGGACCGAAAUUUCCUCACAUGCCCGAUAAAUGUGCUUUUCCUGCUUGCCACUCUGUUUGGUUCCGGCGCUACCAAGGGUCGUACGGCUCUUGAGAUUGGUCAAACACUCCAGCUGCGACGGGACAUGACCGAGCACAACUUGAAACCAGCCAUGGAAGAAGUAAAAAUGCUCUAUCGUGACUUGUAUCAUGAGCUGUCGGCUGAACAGACCGUGACGAAUGACCGCCCAACAAAUGUCAUCAAAAUAGCCAAUGGGAUAUUCCUCAAGGCGGGAUAUGAUGUGGAUACUUUCUUCAACUGGAGUGUGCAGAACGAGUAUUUUUCAAAGUUCUAUCAGCUGAAUUUCGAGGACAACGUGGAGGCAGCCAGGAGAAUAAACAGUUGGGUGAACACGGAAACAAAAGGACUUAUUCCACAAUUAUUCCAAAAUCCGGCGGAAAUACCACGUGAUACUCGCGUAGCACUUGUUAACGUGUUGACAUUCAAAGAUAUGUGGCAACGAAUGUUUUUGCCUGUUCAAACCACCGUUGAAGGAUUUACAAUGGUUAAUGGAAGGCGAAUCGAUGUUCCUAUGAUGAGCAUAACCGAAGAGUUGCCCUAUCUCUAUGAUGCUUCUUUGGGAAUUGCAAUGGUACGCAAAUUUUUCAAGAAUGGGCGAUACUCUUUCGUCGUGGUCAUGCCUACAGAUAAGACAGACAUGACCGGCAUGGAAAGUGUGUUGAGUGGAUCUUAUCGACUGGGUGUUUUGGUUGAGAAGCAAGAAGACCGCUUGGUUUCCUUCAAAUUACCAAAGUUCAAACUGGAGUCAACCUUCAGUUUGAUCGGUAGUUUGGAAUCGAUGGGUAUCAGAAGGCUGUUUCAAAAAGGCAUGGCUGAUAUGACUGGAAUAACCAAUGCCGAGAAGCUCUAUGUGAAUCUUAUGAAGCAGGCUAACGUUCUGAAGGUGGACGAAGCGGGAGUGGAGGCCGCGUCGGCAGUGGUGGGGCUAGCCGUCCCCAUGUCACUUGUUCGUCCUGAAGUGAUGUUUCAUGUCAAUUCUACUUUUGUUUGUAUCAUAUAUGACGAGCAACUCAAAAUGCCGAUUUUCGCAAGUAGGCUCCGAUGCAACCUGCUUAGGACGAGAGUUAGAAGCGCUCGGCAUGGUCAUGGUGGCCAGACGAUCUUAUGUCGUGGAAACUGUGGCCAACCGGAGAGUUUGGUGCAUAUUUUGCAAUCCUGCUGGAUUACGCAUGAUGCCAGAUGUGCUCGUCAUAAUCGGGUUGCAAGGGAACUUGCAAAACGUCUCCGUCGACUGGGGUACACCGUCUUCGAGGAGUUGAGAGCCCCUACUUCUACGUCGUUCAUCAAACCUGACCUAAUCGCUGUUCGAGAUCGCCGUGCAACUGUAAUAGACGUCAGCAUAGUCUCGGAUGGGCGUGGAGUGAUAGUGUGGAAUGAGAAGAAGCAGAAGUAUGGUGCUGAUGAACAUUCCCUCGCCAUAAUCUCAGCCCUACAUGCCAUCGGUUGUGAUAUCGACUUUUUGGUUCACCAACCGAUGAUCAUCUCUUAUCGAGGGAUCUGCUUUCCUCAGUCCGCUAAGCCUGUUAUUGGACUGGGACUUCCUAAGGUCGCGGUCAGUGACUUGUGUUUGCUUGCCAUUGUGGGCUCUCUGCAUACUUAUGACAAUUUUAUGCGUGGCACAUGGCGUUGA
Molecule: messenger RNA, 1805 nt
Organism: Opisthorchis viverrini
Lineage: Eukaryota; Metazoa; Platyhelminthes; Trematoda; Opisthorchiida; Opisthorchiidae
Exons: 7
Coding region: 12-1805 (597 amino acids)
Molecular function (GO): serine-type endopeptidase inhibitor activity
Source: RefSeq, a predicted model, not a curated record